Molecule: messenger RNA, 12458 nt
Organism: Bufo gargarizans (Asiatic toad)
Lineage: Eukaryota; Metazoa; Chordata; Amphibia; Anura; Bufonidae
Gene: LAMA5
Product: laminin subunit alpha 5
Biological process (GO): cell adhesion; regulation of cell migration; regulation of embryonic development
Molecular function (GO): signaling receptor binding
Source: RefSeq, a predicted model, not a curated record
UCAGUUGUGUUAGUUUGGAGCUAGGGGGAGAGCGGGAGCACAGACAGUCCCGGGAGAUGGCAGUGCCCAGGAGACACCCCUGCCCGCCGCUGCUGCACCUACUGCCGCUGUUCUGCUGCCUGGUCUGGAGAUCGAUCUGUGCCCAGGAGCUUCCCAAUAACGGAGUCAAUGGCUACAGCCUGCACCCACCAUACUUCAACCUGGCAGAGGGCACCAAGAUCUCCGCCACUGCCACCUGCGGGGAGGGAGAGGAUGGCAGACCGCUGGAGGAUCUGUACUGCAAACUGGUGGGGGGACCAGUGUCUGGGGAUCCCAGCCAGACCAUCCAGGGCCAGUACUGCGACAUCUGCUUAGGCAGCAGUGGAGAUAAGUCUCACCCGAUCACCAACGCCAUUGAUGGAACUGAACGAUGGUGGCAGAGCCCUCCGCUUUCCCGGGGACUGGAGUACAAUGAAGUCAACGUUACCUUGGAUAUGGGGCAGGUUUUUCAUGUUGCUUAUGUUUGGAUCAAGUUUGCAAACGCUCCCCGACCCGAUCUAUGGGUAUUGGAACGGUCUACAGAUUUUGGUGCCACUUACCAACCCUGGCAGUAUUUUGCAUCUACCAAGAGAGACUGCAUUGAACGCUUUGGAGCACACACUCUACACCGGAUCACCAAAGAUGAUGAUGUCAUCUGUGUUACAGAGUAUUCCCGCAUUGUGCCACUGGAGAAUGGAGAGAUUGUGGUUCCCUUGGUGACAAAGCGUCCAGGAGCUUUGAACUUCUCCUACUCCCCUCUUCUCAGGAACUUCACCAAAGCAACCAACAUUCGUUUACGGUUCCUCAGAACCAACACCUUACUGGGGCACCUUAUGGGCAUAGCACAGGGAGAUCCCACUGUAACCAGAAGGUACUUCUACAGUAUCAAAGAUAUCAGCAUCGGAGGGCGCUGUGUCUGUAACGGACAUGCUGAAGUCUGCAGUGCCAAGGACCCCACAAACCCAUACAGGCUACAUUGUGGCUGUCAGCAUAAUACUUGUGGACCAUCAUGUGACACCUGCUGUCCUGGCUACCACCAGCUACCGUGGAAACCAGCGACCAUGGAUAAUCCCAAUGAAUGUGAACCUUGCAAUUGUAAUGGACAUGCCUAUGACUGCUCCUAUGACGCGGAGGUUGAUAGGGUCCGGGCGAGUAUGAAUCUGCAGGGCCAGUACGUAGGAGGAGGAGUGUGCUUAGACUGCCAGCAUAAUACUGACGGCGUCAAUUGUGAACGAUGCCGCCCUGGAUACUAUAAAUCACCGGACCAUCCCACCGACUCUCCGUACACUUGUCAACGCUGUGUCUGUGACUUUGAGUUUAUGAGUGGAAAUUGUGAGGACCUUACGGGAAGAUGUUACUGUAAACCUAACUAUACAGGCAAGGACUGCAGAGCCUGCGCGGAAGGAUAUACGGAUUUCCCAGAGUGUUAUCCUGUUCCUGAUACAUCUGACAACACUGGUGCCCAGAACCAGCCGGCGGGGGAAAUCAUAACCUGUGAUUGUAACGUAGCUGGAACAGAGGGAAACGCCUGUCGGCGAGACCCAUUUACCGGCAGCUGUAUCUGCAAGUACAACUUCCAGGGAGAGGCUUGUGACAUAUGUGCCCCUGGCUACUACAACGGCACCUGCCAAGAGUGCCAGUGCUCCGGACCUGGCGUGUACGAUGGGAGCUGUGAUAAGGACACCGGACAGUGUGUGUGCCGGGAUGGCUUCGAAGGAACGUUCUGUGACCGAUGUGCUGCGGGCUAUUUCAGUUACCCCCUGUGCCAGUUGUGUGGAUGCAGCCAUGUAGGCACCUUACCCGAAGGCUGCGAUCAGAGAGGGCGCUGCUACUGCAAGCCGGAAUACGAUGGUCCUAGAUGUGAGCAGUGCUCAGGGGGAUAUCACUCCUACCCCUACUGCCAAGUUUGUUCAUGUGAUCGUCGGGGAGCAUUGGACAAUAACUGCACUCCAACUGGACACUGCCAGUGUCACCCCAAUUAUGCUGGACCCACCUGCAACCAGUGUGCCCCUGGCUACUAUGGGUUCCCUACUUGUACACCUUGCCAUUGCUCCAGAGAAGGAUCCCCCAACAGCAUUUGUGACCCACAGAGUGGACAGUGCAGGUGUCGCCCUGGAGUCACCGGACUGAGAUGUGACAUCUGUGCCAGCGGAACAUAUGGAUUUCCAAACUGUGAAGUGGGACCCUGUAAUCCGGCUGGAUCUACCUCUGUCAGCAUAGAUCCUCCAGAGGGCUCCUGUGAGUGCAAGGAGAAUGUGGAGGGCACGGCUUGUGACAAGUGUAAACCCUUAUACUGGGACCUCUCAUCUGAACACCCCGAAGGCUGCAAGCGAUGUGAUUGCGGCUCAGGGACAAUAAAUGGAGUUGGAGAGUGUCGGCAGGUGACUGGCCAGUGUUUCUGCAAACCCAACAUAUGCAGCGGAUCGUGUAGCAAGUGCAAAGAUGGAUUCUACAACCUGAAGCCUGACAGCUAUUUCGGGUGCAAGGGAUGCCAGUGUGAUAUCGGAGGCUCUGUCGGCUUGGCGUGCAACGCGAGGACCGGUGAAUGCCAGUGCCGUGAGAAUGUGCAAGGUCCCCAGUGCAACCAACCAGUUGGCAGCUAUUACUUUCCAGAUCUGCAUCACCUGAAAUUUGAAGUGGAAGAUGGGCGAACAACCGAUGGAAGACCAGUCCGCUUUGGAUACAACCCUCUGGAGUUUGAAAACUUCAGCUGGAGAGGAUAUGCUCAAAUGUCUCCUUACCAGCCUAAGGUCAUUUUGACAAUCAAUGUGACAUCCCCCGACCUCUUCCGAGUCGUGUUUCGAUAUGUGAAUCGUGGUGUCGACAGCGUUUACGGGAAGGUGUCACUCAUUGAAGAGAAGAAGUUUAACGCUUGUGCCAAUUGUUCUGAACAGAUCAAGCAGAUCGUCUUUCCUCCAAGCAAAGACCCAGCCUUUGUCACCAUUCCACAUGGAAGUUUUGGUGAACCCUUUGUCCUGAAUCCUAACACAUGGUCUGUUGUGAUUGAGGUGGAGGAUGUGCUUCUGGAUUAUCUGGUCCUGCUUCCUAGUGCUUACUAUGAGGCUCCGAUCCUCCAGGUGAAAGUGACUGAGGCCUGCACUUACUCACCCUCCCAGGAGCAGAGCAAUCAAAAUUGCCUUUUGUACAAAUAUCUCUCCCUGGAUGAAUUUCCAUCAUUGGAAGGCAGUGAUGGGGUCUGUCGCAUGGAUAAUAGUCUUCCACGGCCCUGUCAGACUGAGCAGAUAACUCUACGACAUCCACCACUGAUUGGUUGCUAUGGAAGUGAUAUUGAGGUCUUGUUCCACCUACCAGUCCCCCACCCCGGUCGUUACGCCGUUGUUGUUGAAUAUGCCAAUGAGGAGGACCUUCAGACAACCAAUGUAGCAGUAAACUCUCCACAGAUCCCUCCACAGCAUGGAACCUUCACCUUCUACCCUUGCAAGUUCAGUUUCCUGUGCCGUGGGGUGGCUUUGGAUGCCCAGCAGAAGGUAGCCUUUUUUGAUUUAACGACCGAAGUGACCAUUCGAUUCUCAGCAGAUAAGACACAACUGCACUUGGGCAAGAUCUUCUUGGUCCCUGCUGAUAAGUACACCAUGGAGUACAUUGAGCCGAGAGUUCAUUGCAUUGCCGUUCAUGGAGCCUUCAACCCUAGCAGUGGUUCCUGCACUCCUUCAAGAUUCCAUAAACCUUCUCAGUCAGUGGUAUUGACUGACGGGAAGACUAGUACAGAUGCCAACAAUGGCCAAAAGGUGCCUUUCCACCCUGCACCAUUGCCUCCAACAGCUGUAGAUGCUACUAAGUUGAUCCGGUUGCAGUCCCCAGAGACGGAGGUGACCUUUAAUGGCCACGUUCCUACCCCUGGGCGUUACGCCUUCAUUAUCCACUACUAUCAACCCUUACAGCCCUCAUUUACUGUUGAGGUACGAGUGCAUGGAGGACGCAUAUGGCAAGGUUCAGCUAAUGCUACGUACUGUCCUCAUGGUUAUGGCUGCCGCAGCUUGGUCCUUUCUGAGGAUCAAGCCAUUAUAGAUGUGGUUGAUAAUGACCUGUCAGUCAGCAUCCGUGCCCCUGAUGGCAAGAUAAUUUGGCUGGAGUACAUUCUGGUCAUUCCUGAGGACAGUUACAGCUCCACUUACCUGGUGGAGGAACCACUGGACAAAUCAUACAACUUUAUCAGUCAGUGCGGAGCCAACAGCUUCCAGAGCAACCCGGCCACCUCUAAGUUCUGCAGAGAUGCUGCAAUCUCUCUGUCUCUCUUCUAUAACAAUGGGGCCCAGUCCUGCAAUUGUCAUGAGGCUGGCUCUCUGAGCACCACUUGUGAGCUGUAUGGAGGCCAGUGCUCCUGCAAGCCUAAUGUGAUAGGAAGAGAUUGUUCCCGCUGUGCCACAGGAUUCUGGGGAUUCCCUGACUGCAGACCCUGUGACUGUGGGUUGCGUCUGUGUGAUGAAGUGACCGGGCAGUGCAUAUGUCCCCCGCACACUGUGAAACCAGAGUGCACAGUAUGCCAGCCCCAAACAUUCGGCUGUCACCCCCUGGUGGGCUGCGAGGAGUGCGACUGCUCUGAAAUUGGACUGCAGAACUUUACCCAACCAGGAUGUGAUAUCCAGACCGGCCAGUGCACGUGUAAACCAAACAUCAUGGGACGUCGCUGUGAAAAAUGCGCACCUGGUUUCUAUGGGUACCCAAACUGCAGACCCUGUGAAUGCAACCAGGCAGGCACCGAGCAAAUUAUAUGCGAUCCUGUUACAGGGCGAUGUCUCUGCAAGGAAAACGUUGAAGGUCGUAACUGUGACCAGUGUCGCCUGGGCACUUUCUUCCUGGAUGCCAACAAUCCUAAGGGCUGUACCCGUUGCUUCUGUUUUGGAGCCACUGAUCGCUGCCACUCUGGAUCCAAGUAUCGUACUGAGUUUAGUGACAUGAGAGGAUGGGUUCUGGUUGGAGGAGAUCGCCAGGAGGUGGAGAUCACACAACUUCUUCAUAGAGGUCUCGUUAAGGCUGAUCUGAGAGAUGUUCCUGAUGUCUACCAGGAGUUCUACUGGCAUGCACCACGCAGCUACCUUGGAGACCGAGUUUCUUCUUAUGGUGGGUUCUUGAGGUAUGAGCUGAAUUCUGAAGCCAUUAGAGGAGAUCAGAUCUACAUUCCUGUGGAGCGGCGGCCAGACAUCAUACUAAAGGGGAACCAGAUGAGCAUUGCUUUUUUGGAGCCAAAAUAUCCUCUACCCGGAGAUAUUCACAGAGGCCAGGUCCAGCUUAUAGAGAGUAACUUCAUUCACAUUGGUACCAAUUAUCCCGUAUCCCGUGAGGACAUCAUGAUGGUUUUGGCAAAUUUGGAAGCACUGCAUAUUCGAGCUUUGAAUUCCCAGUCCUCCUCCAUGGUGUCUCUGUGGCAGGUUGUUCUGGAGAUUGGUCAAGGGACUGGUGUUGGAGUGAAGGCCAGCAAUGUGGAGCUGUGUAUGUGCCCUGCCAACUACCGUGGCGACUCCUGUCAGGAAUGUGCCCCUGGCUUUUACCGAGACAAGGGUCUCUUCUUGGGCAAGUGCGUGCCCUGUAGCUGCGGUGGGCAUUCGGACCAGUGCUUACCUGGGACUGGCAACUGUGUGAAAUGCCAGCACAACACGGAGGGUGACCAGUGUGAGCGCUGUAAAGAAGGGUUUGUACCCAACGGAACAGUGGGUGGAGUGUUACACUGUGUUGCUUGCCCUUGCCCUCUGUCUGUGCCCUCCAACAAUUUUGCCAUUGGAUGUGUACAAAGGGGUUCAUCCACUCAGUGUCUCUGUAAACCAGGCUACGCGGGGGCAAAAUGUGAACGUUGCGCUCCUGGUUACUAUGGAAAUCCUAUGGUCAUCGGAAGUUCCUGCUUGCCCUGUAAUUGUAAUGGGAACACAGACUCUAACAUGCUGUUCAGCGAGUGUGACCCCCUAUUCGGGACAUGUUCUGGCUGCAUGUUCAACACCGCCGGGCCGCACUGCGAGGUGUGUGCGCCGGGCUUCUAUGGAGACGCGAUAGCUGCCAAAAACUGCACCAGUUGUAAUUGUUCUCCCUGUGGAAUGGACACGUGUGACCCAAGAACUGGAAGAUGUCAGUGCAAACCUGGAGUGACUGGUCCAACUUGUAACCGCUGUGAGGAAGGCUAUUAUGGAUUUGAUGGGUGCUCAGGGUGUCAGAGAUGUAGCUGUGGCGAGGGCUCAACCAGUUCUAGUUGUGAUCCCCAAACUGGUCAGUGUCACUGCCUCCCCGGUAUAACAGGUUCCCGCUGCCAGCAAUGUGCCCCUGGAUAUUGGAGGUUCGGUCCUAGUGGCUGCACAAAAUGUCAUUGUAAAGGAGGCUCAUGUGACCCACGGACCGGGGAGUGUAAAUGUAGUGACGGGCUCAUUGGGAAGCAGUGUGACACCUGUAGCCGCCCGUACGAGGUACCAGUCAGCCAUGGACCAGAAGUGAUGAAGUGUGAACCUUGUGAUAGUUGUGUGGUGACUCUGCUGGAGGACCUGCAACGUAUGGCAGACUUUAUUCCCAGCAUCAGAGACCAACUCGCCAACCUGAGUAUCAGUUCCAUUGCAUGGACUCGUCUAGGCGGUCUCAAUGCCUCCAUUGCAAAUUUGACGGAUCUAUGGCUCCAGUAUCAAAGCUCCAUUAAUGGUAUUAAAGAUAAAGCUGAUGAUUUGGAAGAUGAUAGUUUUAGUCUUUCUCAAGACUUUGAUGCACUGCAGGAGAAGGUGAAUUCAACAAACAGAACAGCAGUCAAUGUACAGAAAAUGACCAGGGAAACCAAUCUGAAAGCAAAAGACCUGAUGAACCAAGUACAGUUUUUAUACAAUAAUUCUCUGGGACUGAUUAAUCAGCUGAGCAAGAUUGGCUCCUCAAACACCAGUAAUGUCACAUCCACUGAGGAGUUUAAACGGAUCAUGACUGAUGUGGAAAAAAUGUUAAGGGAGAUGAGAGACAAGGACUUCAGCCACGCCAAAGACCUCGCAUGGAAGGAGCAUGAAGAAGGCAAAAAACUACUGGAUCGAAUAAAAGCUGAGCUGCUCUCCAGUCUAAAGGCCAACCAAGACCUACUGAAUGAGAUUAAGAAGAGACUUGAAACGUAUAGCUCAGAAUUAAUGGAUUUACGGGAUGCCUUGAAUGAGGCAGUGAACAAAAUCAUAGAGACUGAGGCUCUCAACAGCCUGAACUACAACAACCUGGAGGAGAACAAGCUUAAGAUCAAUGACUUGAAGGCACAACACAAAGAACUAGUGGAUGCAAUUAAGAUGGGAGAAGAUGCUCUGGCUCAAGUCUCGAACAUUUGGCAAAUGAUAGAUGACAUGAAAGAGGAGUAUGAAAAGUUGGCAGCUGGACUGGAUGGGGCCAGAGGCCCAAUUAUGGAUAAGGUGAAGCAGUUCUCCCCAGCAAGCAAUAAGCUGUCUGUUGUAGAACAGGCAGAGGAACAUGCAAGACUCCUAAGUCAAGUGGCAAAGAAUUUGUUCAAUGCCAUUGGAGACUCCAACCAAGAUGAGUUUAUCCAGAAGGCCAUAAAUGCCUCCAAUGCUUACUCCAGCAUCAUUGAUGCCAUAAAGCAGGCUGAUAGAGCUGCAAAAGAUGCCAACCGAGUGGCUGGAGAGACGCUUAAGAACAUCCUAUCUGAGCAGCUUGGGAAAAGAGGGAAAGAACUGAAGAACAACAGUUCAAAGUUAGAACAUGAUGCCAAAACUUCCCAGGAAGAAUUAAAUGGAGAUGUCCUGAAGAAGCUGCAGGAAGCAAAGAAGAAGCUUCAGGACAGCAAAACAAAGAGGGAAAAUCUUCAAUCGGAGCUGAGAUCUGUCAUGGACAAAAUCAGCAUGACACGAGAUAGUGUUUCUGAUCAAAUAGAGAAAGCCAAAGUCAAAGCCACAGAGGCCAACAACACUGCUUCCAGGGUGCAAACCACACUGACAGGUAUCAAGAUGAAUCUAGAUGAGUGGAAGGAUAAAUACGGAAACAUGAAGAAUGAAGAUGUAAACAAGGCUGUAGAUGAAGCCAAAACUACUGUCUCUAACCUAGAAAACACCAUUCCACUGCUUCUGGACAAACUGAAUAAACUGGAGGACCAACAGGGACAGAACAACAGCAUCUCAGACAGCAUCCAACGAAUCCGACAACUAAUCUCACAGGCCAGGGAUGCUGCCAGCAAGGUUAGGGUACCAGUGAAAUUUAAUGGUAGUUCUGGGGUUCAGCUACGUACCCCAAGUAACCUUCCUGAUCUGGCAGCCCACACCUACCUCAAAUUGCACAUCCAGAACCCCAGCCCACAGAACAAGAAGAAGCGUCAAGCUGAAGCUGAACCCACACGUUUUGUGAUGUUCCUUGGACACAAGGAUGGUCAGGGUGACUACUUUGGCUUGGUCUUAAGAGGCAACAGACUGCAGUGCAUCUAUCGUCUCGGGGAUCAGGAACCAACAUACCUUUCCGCUAAUGAGGACAUCAAGGAGCAGUUUGUCACUGUUGUGAUAGAGAGGAUCCUGCAGUAUGGCCAGAUGUCCAUCUUUGUUACAAAGGAUAGCUUACAUGAGUUCAAAGGAGACAGCACAGCCAGUGGAGAUCAGGGGCUUAUCAACUUGGACCCUGGACGAGUGGUGUUCUAUGUAGGGGGGUACCCUGCAGAGUUCAAGCCACCUUCAGCACUGAACUAUCCCAACUUCAAGGGCUGCAUCGAAUUAGACACUCUGAACGAGAAACCCAUCAGCCUGUAUGACUUUGAGAGAACGUUUCAACUGGACACAAUAAAGGAUAAGCCCUGUCCCAGGUCUAAAUCUACAGGAGAUCCUUGGCUGACUGACGGAUCUUACUUUGAUGGAACAGGUUAUGCCGAGGUUAAGUUGGAGAGCCUUCCUGGAGUCAAGAGGUUUGAGAUGGAUGUCCGCUUAGUUUCUCGCAAUGGAAUCAUCUUCUUCCUCGGUGGAGAGGACCAGUUUAUGUGCCUGGCAGCGCAGGAAGGUCAUCUUGCCUUAUAUUACAAUAUUGGAAGUGGAACUGAGAGAGCCAAGUCAAUUGAAUCCUCACCGCUGUUUGUCAGCACCUCCACCUCCAAAGCGAUCCAGGUGAUUGUUGCUGUGAUCGGUGGAAAGAAGAGGAUAUUUGUGCGAUUCGAAAGACUGAAUGUAUUUAGUGUUGAAUAUGAUGGGGGAAGCCUGGAAUCGUCACGAUACUUCUAUCUUGGAGGUCUCCCACCUGAGCAGCUUCCUGAGGGCCUGAAGGACAUUUUCCCCAGUGGAGGUUCCAUCAGAGGUUGCAUGAAGGGGCUCAAGGCAUUAGGGAAAUACGUGGACUUGAAGAGGAUGAACACAACAGGAGUGAGUUACGGCUGCACCUCGGACCUCCUGAUUGCAAGGUCAGUCCAGCUCAAUGGUCAUGGAUUUUUGAACAUGAACCUGAAGAAUGUGCCCAAGUUUCAAGAUGACUUUUAUGCCGGCUUUGGCUUCCAGACCAGUCAGAGUAAUGGGCUGAUGUACUACCAUACUAAUGAGGAAGGACUGUGCCAGGUGGCUGUCCAAAACGGUCAUUUGUCUGUGAAGCUUCUGGCCACUCAGCUUACCUCCAAAACGCCAUACUCCGAUGGUUCCAAACAUUACCUGUCCCUGUACAGCAACAAGAAUGAGUUGCGACUUUAUGUGGAUGAUGAACUACAAGGCAGUGGACGACUAUCUCAGGGUGGUCGCAGAAGACGGCAGGAUACUUCCAGCAACAGUUUACUCCUUGGAGGGGCACCAGAUAGCGCCACCCCAGCCAACUUUAGUGGCUGCAUCAGCAAUGUUUUUGUGAAAAGUAUAACUGGACCUCAGAUGGUUCUGGAUUUGCAGCAGAACAUUCGCAGUGUAAAUGUAACCAUGAAAUGUGAAGAAGUCCCUGAGGAACGACCCCAAGAGAUCAGAGCAGUGGGGCGGAAGGAUAAACUUAAAAUGAAGGCACGGCAGAGGAAGUUGGCUAUGGUGGAACAUAGACAUUUGCAGAACUCAUCCUGUUAUGUUCCUAAACCCCUGAAGGGUGCAUUGAGAUUUGGAGGAUCUUCAUCCAGCCAUCUAGAAUUCACCAAUGUUCCAGGUUCAUUCCAAGAGAGAUUUCACUUCUCCAUGGACGUUCGUCUGAACUCUACCAAUGGUCUUCUCUUCUUCGUGGCUGAUGAGCGAGGAACCUCCUCUUUGUCUCUUUAUGUUUCCAAUGCUCGUUUUGUCCUUAUGAUGAACAUUCGUGGAAAAACACAUCGGCUGAGAAGUAAAGAAAAAUUCACUGAUGGACAAUGGCACACAAUUUUCUUUGGGAAGGAGAAGAAUAAGCUCCGCCUGGUUAUAGAUGGCCUCAAGGCUCAGAGUGGGAUGCUACCCCCAGGGUCCAUCCUAUCUUUAGCAAGCCCGGUUUACAUUGGUGGCAUCCCUGAACUGAGAAACCGUCCAGACAACCUGGACACCACUCUAAAUGGUUUCCACGGAUGUGUGAGGAACCUGAAAAUGGAUGGGAAAUCCUUUGACAACCCAGCAAAAGCUGCAGGAGUCACCCCAUGUUUUGAAGGGUUUACAGAACAUGGCCUCUUCUUCUCAGAUGGGGGAUUCCUAACAUUUGAAAACUUGAUUGACGUGGGACAGGACCUUGAGCUGAAGUUAGAAGUGCGGCCGAUGCACCCAUCUGGACUUAUAUUUCACAUACACACAGAAAAGGGUUAUGCAAUCACCUUGUACUUGGCUGACAGAAAGGUGACUGUAGUCCUGACAGAUGUAAAGGGUAAACAUUCUACAGCGGUUCAUCUGAGACAGCCUCUGUGCGAUGGACAGUGGCACACAAUUGCCGUCACUAAAGGAAGUAAUGUGGUCCAACUGGAUGUGGACACAGAAGGAAACCAUUUAGUAGGCAUCAGUCCGUCCUCUCACGCCAGGAACUGGGGAUCUCUCUAUAUGGGUGGAGUACCGGCACACACUCCCGUCACAGAGCAUCCCCUUUCUCCUUAUCAAGGGUGCAUGAGGAACCUCACCAUCAACAGGAAAGUCAUUGAGGUCUCCAAGUCAGGAGUUUUCAGGGGAUCAGCCGGGAUCAACAUCUGUCCAGCUCUUUAAUUUCAAAGCAUGGACAUUGACAAGGGACUGCUGUUAUUUAAGGGCAGAGACCACUAAACUGUGCCAGUAGUGGGGAAGUGUUGGCUCCUGUUACGUGACCAACAACUAACCCAGAAACAAGGGUGCUUCUUCCAAGGUUGCUUUACCAUUCUAUUUGACAUUUGUUACUACCCUCAACCCCCCCCAUCGUUACCCAAACCACAUCCAUUUACUUUGUAAUACGACUUUCCAGCUGAAUAUUACCAUUGUAAGGGCCCAGCCUUGGUACAAUACAAAAACCUGUCUGGAAUAUGUACCUAAAAAAAGACAGCAUUCCUGCCAUUAUAUGCUAAUAGACACUGGAGCGCUGUGCCAGCAGUUUGCCACGUUGCUGCGGCACAUCUUGUGAUUUCACACAAGCUCUGAACCAAUAAUAUGACCUGUUCACAUGGUUUUACUUGAACUGGCAAAAUGAGUCAGUAUCUGCUACUUAAAAGCUUCUUAAUUUCACAUUGCUUUUGCCAGGGAGCUGUUAAUGCAUAAACUAAGGAUGUGAAAAUGCAAGUUGCUAUGUAAUUAAACAGCCGGUUUUAGGUAAAAUUUAGAAAUAAUGGUGGGAGCAGGUGCUUGGCUACAAAACAAACUUGUACAGAGAUACAGGUGAGAAGCCAUUUCUCCUGCCUGGAGGGGUAACAGGAAAGGGGGGCAAGGAGAUGGCAUCCACACCUAUAUAGAAACUGAUCUCACUGCCCUAGUGUUCUCCAUUUCAGAUCACUGAAAUUGUGGCUAUAUACUCAUAUUAGGUAUAAUCUGCCUUAUUACAAGGACGUCUAUACUUACUAUGUAGCAGCGACAUAGAAGUGGAGAUUAGGAGGUGCCUAUGUAUGAUAUGUCAUCUCCUGCAACUCCGUAGGCUGUAGGAAUAAAAUAACCACUGGGUAGAAACGACCCUAUACAGAUAUUUAUUAUAUUUUCCCUUCCUGUGGUAGAGCAGCGUGAAUAUUUUUUAAAGAAAAAUAUAAAUAUAUAUUUAAGUCUAUUUCACUGAUUUCACCUCUGCACUUACACAUUAAAUGUCUGUAUAUAUGCAUGUGUGGAACUAUUUAAUACACAACACUUGGGCAAUCAUGUAGUCAUGCAUUACCAGGAGAGGCAGCCAGUAAAAAUAAAACUGACAUUGGAGAAUGUGUGUGAUUCGCCUGUGAUAAUGGCUGCCUCUGCUGGGAGAAGAUGAGGCGUGCCCUUUAACUGUACCCAUAACAGGUAAUAUUAGGACUGUAAUGCCUAUAGGAAACAAAGUGCCUAAACCUGCUUGUAUUCGUUGUAGCUUCCCUUUAACAGAGGAAUGUAAAUUCAUGGUACAAAUUGGGUACUCUAAAAAUAAAACCACUUUUUUCUCUC